AUGGGAGACCUUAUGAAAAGACAGUUCAGCAUCUUAGAUUUAUCUGGAAAGAAAUUUCUGGAAUGGAAAGUGGAUGCAAUGAUGAAUUUGAAAGCUCAAGGUUUGGAGCACACUGUUAAAGAAAAUAAAAGUCCCUCUGGUCAAACAACUGAUACUACCACUUCUGCAAUGACUGUUGCAAAACCUGCUACUGAACAAGAUAAGGCAAAAGCCUUAGUGUUGUUAAGGCAUCAUUUACAUGAAGGCCUUAAAACUGAGUACAUGAUGGUUGAAUAUCCCAAAGAAUUAUGGGAUUGCCUUAAUGAAAGAUUUGGACACCACAAAAGGGUGCUCCUGCCUAAGGCAUUAUUUGAUUGGACAAAUUUACGGUUCCAGGAUUUCAAAUCUGUAAUUGAUUAUAAUUCAACCAUACAUGAGAUAGUGUCUAUAUUGAGAUACUGUGAUCAUCCAGUUACGGAUGAACAGAUGAUUGAAAAAACACUCACUACCUUUCAUGCAAGCAACAUACUGUUGCAAGAACAGUAUCGUGAAAGAGGUUUUAAAAGGUUCAAUGAAUUAAUGAGUAUAUUGCUUGUUGCGGAACAAAAUAGUGAACUUUUGUUGAAAAAUCAUAACCUGAGAUCAACUGGGUCUUUGGCCACUCAUCAUGAGAAGGGACAGUCAUCUGGAAGCCACAAACAAACUCCUUUGAAAGGAAAAGACACAUGUUACAGAUGUGGCAUGACAGGACAUUGGGGACGUACUUGUCGAACGGCCAAACAUUUGGUAGACCUUUACCAGGCUUCUGUAAAAGGCAAAGAGAAAAAUGCAGAAGCAAAUUAUGUUAAUGAGGAAAAUGCUCCUUGUCCCAGCCUUGAUGUGUCUGAUUAUUUCAUGGAUAAUGCUGAAAUUGGAAAUGAUUUCAUUCUUGGAGAAAACAACAAUACUUAG
This is a messenger RNA of Chenopodium quinoa (quinoa), 930 nucleotides long. RefSeq lists its product as uncharacterized. Bases 1 to 930 code for a protein of 309 amino acids. The record is from RefSeq and is a predicted model, not a curated record. The transcript has 2 exons. Gene Ontology annotation, molecular function: zinc ion binding; nucleic acid binding. Lineage: Eukaryota; Viridiplantae; Streptophyta; Magnoliopsida; Caryophyllales; Amaranthaceae.